AGAAAAGCAGGUGCGGGUCCCAACUGAACUGCCGUUCAUGAACAAGGGUAAAGUGAUCUCCCUCGAACCACCCACUCUUUUGGACAAAAAUGGAACUCUGUCCUCUGAUCCAAAUAUCCCAUCCAAAGUCAAGAUUCAAGACUGAAGAAUCUAAGACAGGGGUGGUAUUCCAGUGUUAUGAAGCUACGGUAAGCUCGUAUACUCCCCCGAGAGAUCAACAGUUCACGAUCACAAUAUCCAGGAGAUCAUCAUGGAUUAUGGUUCAUGGUGUAUGAUGUUCCGUACUUCUUUCCACGUACUAAUGAUUUUCAAGCCCAUGAAUCAAUCAUGAGCCUAACCUCUGACUACUAUUUCCUUUUCCUCACCGACUCGUCUCUGUUCAAUCCCGAAUCUUUUGUAUGUAAAAUAAAUAAAUAAAUAAAACAACGGCAAAAAUUAGAAAAAUAAUGACCUCAUUUUUUGUCUAUAUAUAUCAAUGAAGCAUUCAAUCAGUAACAAUCUAACCCUGAAAUUUGCACUUUGCUUUCAAAAAAAUAAAUAAAUAAAUAAAUAUGGGGUUACCAGCAAAUGGGUCAUCGGAGAAACCAUUGAGGUUUCUGAUAUACGGUAGAUCCGGUUGGAUCGGCGGUUUAUUAGGCAAACUCUGCGAGUCCAAGGGAAUCGACUUCGAGUACGGGUCAGGCCGGCUCGAGAACCGGCUGUCCCUCGAGUCCGACAUAGCCGCCGUGAAACCAACCCAUGUGUUCAAUGCCGCCGGAGUCACUGGGCGUCCGAAUGUCGACUGGUGCGAAUCCCAUAAGGUCGAGACCAUCAGAACCAAUGUGGUCGGGACUCUUACCCUUGCUGACGUGUGCAGAGACAAAGGCCUUAUCUUGAUUAAUUAUGCUACGGGUUGUAUCUUUGAGUACGAUGCGGCUCAUCCGAUCGAAUCGGGUAUCGGGUUCAAGGAAGAGGAUUAUCCGAAUUUCACUGGUUCCUUUUAUUCUAAGACCAAGGCUAUGGUGGAGGAGUUGCUCAAGAAUUAUGAGAAUGUUUGUACAUUGCGCGUUAGGAUGCCUAUUUCAUCGGAUCUAGCCAAUCCUCGAAAUUUCAUCACGAAAAUCACUCGUUAUGAAAAGGUGGUCAACAUUCCCAACUCGAUGACGAUCCUGGAUGAACUUCUUCCGAUUUCCAUUGAGAUGGCCAAGAGAAACCUUACUGGAAUUUGGAACUUUACAAACCCUGGAGUGGUCAGUCACAAUGAGAUUUUAGAAAUGUACCGCGACUACAUCGAUUCCAACUUCACCUGGGUGAACUUCAAUCUUGAGGACCAGGCUAAGGUUAUAGUUGCUCCGAGGAGCAAUAAUGAACUUGAUGCAAACAAAUUGAAGAAGGAAUUCCCUGAACUCCUGUCCAUCAAGGAGUCUCUUAUCAAGUAUGUAUUUGAGCCAAACAAGAAGACUGUUGGAGCUUGAUGAUCCCAGUUAAAACUGAAGCAGGAAUCCCUGAGGUCUUGUCUGGUGAGGAAGUGCCUCUUAAGGUUUGUCAAACCAUGAGACUAGUGGAGCUUGAAAACUUUAGGUAUGGAUUCUUUGAUUUUCCUUUUUCUAUUUGGCUCAUGUUAUUGAAUGUGAUAAUCUCUGAUAUAGGCACCAAUUCCCACAUGACACGAAGGAUUGCUGGUAUUUGUAGUUGAAUGUUGUAUUCAUAUUAACUUUUGAAUAAAUCAUUUGAAAAUGGUCUUUCUAUUUUUAAAUAUACUUUGAGUUUAUUGGUUGAUCAAA
Molecule: messenger RNA, 1763 nt
Organism: Durio zibethinus
Lineage: Eukaryota; Viridiplantae; Streptophyta; Magnoliopsida; Malvales; Malvaceae
Product: bifunctional dTDP-4-dehydrorhamnose 3,5-epimerase/dTDP-4-dehydrorhamnose reductase-like
Biological process (GO): S-adenosylmethionine biosynthetic process
Cellular component (GO): methionine adenosyltransferase complex
Molecular function (GO): methionine adenosyltransferase regulator activity
Source: RefSeq, a predicted model, not a curated record